Messenger RNA from Osmia bicornis bicornis, 948 nucleotides. Its product is annotated as nuclear protein 1. Gene Ontology annotation, cellular component: nucleus. The transcript is spliced from 2 exons. The record is from RefSeq and is a predicted model, not a curated record. Bases 92 to 349 code for a protein of 85 amino acids. Lineage: Eukaryota; Metazoa; Arthropoda; Insecta; Hymenoptera; Megachilidae. Gene Ontology annotation, biological process: negative regulation of cell population proliferation; negative regulation of cell cycle; regulation of transcription by RNA polymerase II.
GCGCAUCGGAGCAGUAUUGAAACAAAAACGCAAGAAAAUAGACUAUUUCGUUCGCAAGUGAGUGAAUACGCAAAUUACAUUGUAUUACUCCAUGAACAAGCUUAACGACCCGGAAGCAAUGUCGGAUGAGUACGUCGUUGACGAAUACGAGCAUUUCAACUACGAUUACGACAAGCAUAUUUUCACCGGGCACAGCGGUAAACAACGGAGUAAACGGGAAGCCCUUACUCACACAAAUCACUUUGACCCGUGCGGCCAUUCUAGAAAGAUCAUGACUAAACUGAUGAAUUCCGAGCACAAACGGCACCAUCAGCACCAGCAUCGUGAUGAAGGAAAAACCAAAGCAUAAACUGACCUUGGGCUUUCCUGUCCAUACUUCUAGAAAGAACAUUUGUCAACUCUGACAAACCAUAAUCUCUCUUGAAGAUACUGGAAUAUACACAUAACAGUUUUUUUUUUUAUCUCUUAUCUUCGGCAAUGCAUUUACUCGCUAAACAUAGAUUCUCACUUAGAAUAAGAUUAGUACACAUGGGAUAAUAAAUGUUUACUGCAUCUUGUAAUCGUCAUUUAGUCAUAUCACCAUUUAUAGAUUAUCCAAACAUAUACUUAGGUAGGACUGCUCUUGAUACAGAGUUACUUGAGUCUGUAGUUUUCGUCAUGUUAGGAUAUAUCUGGUAAUAUUCGUAUUGGACUUACAUUGGACGUGAAACUUGUAGAUAUUGAACAUCUAGUUAAAAAUAUUCCAUUGGUACGAAAGCAGUUUGCUAAGUUUGGUAAUUUGACGAAAGAAGUUCAAUAUUGAAAAAAUGCAUUUUUUUGUCGACUACGUUGAAGAGGUUUCCAUUUAAUUCGAUAAGUAUUUUUUGAGUUCGUUAAACACUGAAAGUAUCGGGUUGAAAAUCUGUACGUAAUUCUGAUGAAUAAAGUUUAUAAUCAGUAAUGAAAAUA